UUGGUCACUUCGCGGACGGAGGCGGCUGAAGUUGGCGGCGGCGGUCUGCGCGCUCGUCCCCGGAGUCGUUUCUUUUCUUUCCUCUUCGCGUCUAGAGCGACCGAAGCUUCAACCCCGCUCUCCUCUUUGCCGGUUUCCGAGCAGCGUCGACCCCCACGCAGGGGGACCCCACAGCAUGGAGUUCAAGCUGGAGGCCCACCGCAUCGUCAGCAUCUCGCUGGGCAAGAUCUACAACUCGCGCGUGCAACGCGGCGGCAUCAAGCUGCACAAGAACCUGCUGGUCUCGCUGGUGCUGCGCAGCGCCCGCCAGGUGUACCUCAGCGACCCGUGCCCUGGCCUCUACCUGGGCGCCCCGGUGCCGCCGCCGCCGCCCGCCGGAGCCCCGACCGACGCGGAGGCGGCCCGAGGAGGCGCCGGCGGUUUCCCCCAAAGCGGCGGGGAACCCCGGCCCGGCCCGCCCUGCCUCGACGCGCCGCGCGCCGAGCCCCCCGCGCCGGCCCCGGGCUGCCCCCGGAAACGCGGCGCGGCGGGGGCCGACUCGGCCGGCGCCUCCCCGCAGAAGAAGCCGCGGCGGGACUUGGACGAGCUGCCCGGCGGGGCCGAAGCGGCCCCGGAGGACGAGGACAUGGACACGGGCAACGUGGCGAACCUCAUCAGCAUCUUCGGCUCCAGCUUCUCGGGACUCCUGCGCAAAAGCCCGGCCGGCGGCGGCGGCCGGGAGGAGGCGGCGGAGGCCCCGCAGGGCGGCCCGGAAGGCACCGAGUCGGGGCCGAGCUGCUGCGAGCCGCCGGUGCUGCGGGACAUGAACCCCUGGAGCACGGCCAUCGUGGCCUUCUGAGGCCC
Molecule: messenger RNA, 843 nt
Organism: Suncus etruscus (white-toothed pygmy shrew)
Lineage: Eukaryota; Metazoa; Chordata; Mammalia; Eulipotyphla; Soricidae
Gene: IER5
Product: immediate early response 5
Exons: 2
Coding region: 176-838 (220 amino acids)
Source: RefSeq, a predicted model, not a curated record